This is a messenger RNA of Pomacea canaliculata, 3038 nucleotides long. RefSeq names its product coadhesin-like. The transcript is spliced from 11 exons. Gene Ontology annotation, molecular function: chitin binding. The record is from RefSeq and is a predicted model, not a curated record. NCBI's taxonomy places the organism in Eukaryota, Metazoa, Mollusca, Gastropoda, Architaenioglossa, Ampullariidae. Bases 294 to 1982 code for a protein of 562 amino acids. Gene Ontology annotation, cellular component: extracellular region.
UUUAUUAGGUGGUGUUAUCUUCUAUGUCCAAAUCUCUUAGAAGACGGAAUCUCUUGCCCAGAUUUCGGUGUCAAGAAACCUCUCUACGUGAUUGGGAAUCCUGUUACGUGAUUUACUGACUGACACGAGUGUCUUGACAAGAAUCCUGGUGGCGGGCCCAGUGGACAGUAAACACGGCUAUAAACACAGGAGGCUGUCUGUUGAAGACACACAUCACCUGACGGCUCUACUGCUUCACCUGUAGGACAAGACCGCAGACCUUAUUCUCUCACUGGUUGUUGUCGCUGCUGACGAUGAAGCUUCUCGUCGUUGUAGUCAUCGUCGUGGGUUUAGACCGUGUCGCGAGCAGUACUGUGAGCUGCUCGUACUACUGUACGCGGUCUGUCCGUUACACCACAGGCUGCGGGUUAUUCAACUGGUGGCGAUGCACCCGAUACAGGGCAGAAGGUUCAACUUGCUACAGAACGGGCGUAAAUGGCGCAUGGUCCAGCUGGUUGACCUCUGACACAGGAAGUUGUUCCGUGACCUGCGGCCUGGGAACUCGCGUGAGGACUGACCAACGACACUGCAACAACCCCGCCCCCACCGACUGUGGCGCCGCCUGUCCCGGCAACAACAAGCGGAGUGAAUACGAGUCCUGCAACGCCGGGUGUUGUCCGGUCAGCGGCGGCUGGUCUGACUGGGAGCUGCAGGACUCCAGCACCUGCUCCGUGACGUGUGGAGGUGGAACACGUAGCGUGACGUACCAGCGUACCUGCAGCAACCCCGCAACGUCAUGCGGCGGUGUGACGUGCUCUGGCAGCAGCACGAAAGUCGAGGAGGAGUCCUGUGGCACAGAGAACUGUCCAGAAGAUGGCGGCUGGUCGCCGUGGUACCCGGAAAAAAACGGCAGCUGUUCUGUGACGUGUGGUGAAGGAGAGUUGAGCAUGACCUAUGUACGUCACUGCGAUAACCCCGCUCCUCAGUUUGGCGGGAAAGUGUGUGAGGGCAACAACAGGAAGACUGAAACAUUCACCUGCAACACUCAGGAAUGUCCGAUCGAUGGCGGCUGGUCCUCUUGGUACAUGGAGAAGAACGAGAGUUGCUCUGUGACGUGUGGAGGAGGGGAGAUGAACGUCACGUACAGACGUCGCUGCGAUAGCCCCUCCCCUCAGUACGGCGGAAGUGACUGUACCGGAGAUGACAUCAGAGUGGACACCGUGGUCUGCAACACACAGCCUUGUCCCAUCCAUGGCGGGUGGUCCUCGUGGUACCUGGAGACUACCAGCAGUUGUUCUGUGACGUGUGGAGUGGGGGAACUCACCCUGACCUACAGACGUCACUGCGACAGUCCUGCCCCUCAGUUUGGGGGAAGUAACUGCACAGGGGACAACACCCGAGUGGAGAUCAUACAAUGCAGUACACAGUCUUGCCCAGUCUCUGCUUGGUGUCGUGUUGAAGUUGACGGCAGGUGGAGCGACUGGAGCCAGUGGCACAAGACUGGCGAGUGCAGCGCCCUCUGUGGCGGGGGUCAAGAGCAGCAGGUCAGGGAGCGAGAAUGCAACAACCCCGCUCCUGCCUCUGGUGGUAGGAUGUGUGAUGGAGAUGAGCGGGAAAACCGGACUAUCACCUGUAACCAUGACAACUGUGCAGAUCGAUGUCCACAAGACAGCAUCACCUUCAUCGCCCACACCACCAACAACCGCCUGUACUACCAGUGCGACAACGGUGUAGCUGUGCUCAGACAGUGUGGGACAGGAACCGUGUGGGACCAGCUGAUCACCACCUGCGUGCAUGACGGGUCACAACAGUCCCAGGGACACGAGCAGAAGACAGAGUGUGACCCCACCCGUGUGCACCAGCCCCACCCCAGCGACUGCACCAAGUUCCUCCUGUGUAGUAACGGCCAGGUGUACGAGAUGACCUGUCCUGACGGCCUGUACUUCAGUGACGUCAUCGGCGCCUGCGACUGGGCCACCAGCGUCACCUGCGAGAGGGCGUGACGUGGCUGGUCUCAUCUCCUCCCUCGAGACAUUUCAUUUCUAUUUCCUAUAUAUAUAGUAAUGAGCAGCAUACGACUGGCUGACAUUUGUAAACAUAGUACACAGUAGUCGCUUCCUUCUAGUGUGGUAUGUCCCCAUACAUGUUUAUUACAGUGUGAUGUGUCCACAGACUGUUUAUUACUGUGUGAUAUGUUUAUUAUACACGUUUAUUCUGGGUGUUAUGUGCCCAUACAUGUUUAUUACUGUGUGACCUGUCCACAGACAUGUUUAUUAAUGUGUGAUAUGUUUAUUAUACAUGUUUAUUCUGGGUGUUAUGUCCCCAUACAUGUUUAUUACUGUGUGACGUGUCCACAGACUGUUUAUUACUGUGUGCUAAGUCCACAUACAUGUUUAUUAUUGUGUGAUAUGUAAACAGACAUGUUUAUUACUGUGUGAUAUGUAAACAGACAUGUUUAUUACUGUGUGAUAUGUCCCCCAUACAUGUUUAUUCCGUGCUUACUGUGUGAUUUGUCACAUCACAUGUUUAUUACUGUGAGAUGUGUCCACAGAAAUGUUUAUUACUGUGUGAUGUGUCCACAGACAUGUUUAUUAGUGCGUGCUAAGUCCCCAUACAUGUUUAUUACUGUGUAAUAUGUCCCCAUACAUGUUUAUUACUGUGUGAUGUAUUCACAGACAUGUUUAAUCUGUACUUACUCUGCAUUCACAUAAACGUGAGAUUUCUGGGCCAGCAAAAGCCGUUAUCAUUUUUUGAGUGAGAUUCGUUGAUGUGAUCCACGAGCAGUUGUACUUCUUGUUAAAAGGCUUUUGCUAUGUAACAUUGCAGAUGUGCUGUUAUGAUUAAUUGUUUAUUUUACGAAGGAUUAUUCUUUUAAAAUUUCUGUUAAAUCUUGUUUAAUCUCAGAUAUUAACGCCAUUGUCUUGCUUGCGCCUAUUAUAUCUCAUUCUUUCUUAUUAUAUUUCUUAUUAUAAUAUAACUAUGAUAUGUUCAAUGGUUUAUGUUGUUGUUUUCGUUUUCGUGAAAUUACUUAUCGAAUCAUAAAAUCCCAGAACCUAAAA